GGUCGCCGCCUCCCGGACGAGCGCUGCGGGAGCGGCUCGCGGUCCGGGGCUCCCCCCGCGGCUCCCAGAGGUGGGCACGAGCCGGCGGUUAGACGCAGGGAGAAACGGGCAGGCGCCUUCCCAGCCCAGCCUGGCGUUCCUGGACAGUGGCAGCCGCGCCCGGGUGGCCAGGUCCCUGAGCUCCGGAGCCGAGGCUUGGGAUCCGGAGGAAGGCAGCCCCUGAGCAGAUGGUCGGUCACAGGAAGCCAAGCCAACCAGGGCCUUGCAGGCCGCUCCCUCGGGCUCUGCCACCUCAGGGCGGGAGGUAGCCCCGGGGGCAAGUCCGCGAGUGGCUGAAGCUAGGAAGAGGUACCAUGGAAGUGCAGCUGUUCCCCGGCACCGGCACCGGCACCAGCACCAGCCCGGAGCCCGAUCCCAACCAGGAGGCCCCGCGGGCAGCGGCGAAGAGGGAGUGCGGGUGGCAGGCCUGGGCGGAGAAGCCAGUCACCUUGGAGGAUGUGGCCGUGCGCUUCACCCCGGAGGAGUGGGCGUGUCUGGACGCCCGUCAGAGGGCCCUCUACCAGGACGUCAUGUCCGAGGCCUUCAGAACCCUGGUGUCUGUGGCUGGAACCGCGCUGUCUAACCCGGAUCUGGUCGCGGAGCUGGAACAAGAAGAGCAGCGGUGGAGAGCAGCCCUCCGUCCCCCGCGCGGGGGAGGCCGGCCUGCAGGAGGCGAGGAGCAGCCCGGGGGCAGAGGCUCAGGCCCGGCCCCCUUCCCAGCUGGGCCCCUGGGCGGGACCCCCGAGCAGCCGGCGUCCGGGGCCGGGCCCCCCUUCCCCUGCCCGGUCUGCGGCAGGUGCUUCAGCAAGCGCUCCAACCUCCACCACCACCAGUCGGUCCACAGUCUGAAGGGGCCGCACCCCUGCGGCCAGUGCGGGAAGUCCUUCCGCAGCCCCAAGGCCCUGGCCGACCACCGGCGCACGCACCUCGGGGAGCGGCCCUUCCGCUGCGGCCUCUGCGACAAGACCUACUGCGACGCCUCGGGCCUGAGCCGCCACCGCCGCGUGCACCUGGGCUACCGGCCGCACUGCUGCCCGCGCUGCGGCAAGGGCUUCCGCGACCGGUCGGAGCUCAAGCGCCACCAGCGGACACACGCGGCCCCGGGGCCGGCGGGGAGCCACGUGCCAGCGGCCGGGGCCCGGGAAGCCGCGCGCAGAGCCGAGGGCCCCGCCGCUGGGCCGCGGCCGCCCGCAGGCAGGAGCCCGGUGCUCGUGGUGAGAGCGCGGGCCCCCGCGGCCACGGCCCCGGCCCCAGCGCCGCGGCCCCGGGCUCCCCUGCCAGAGCCUCCGGGACGCGGGGCCCCCCCCUGCCCUCCUGGCCCCCCGGCCCCCGGCGCGCAGGCCUCGCGCCCCCGGCACCAGGAGACCCGCCGCUGCCGCUGCGGCCAGUCCUUCCGCUCGCCCUCGGGGCUCCGCCACCAGCAGGCCCACGGGGAGCCGGGCUACCGCUGCCCCGUCUGCGACCUCUGCUUUGGGGAGAGGGAGGCCCUCGUGGGGCACUGGGGGAGCCACCGCGACGGGCCGUGCCGGGCGGUCCUGGGCCGGUGGCUGGGCCUCUCGCCGCGCCCCCCCUGUGGCCGGGAAGGCGGUGGGUCCCCGAGGAGCCGGACCCCCAGGAGGCGGCAGGGGAGGAAGGGAGAAGGGGUGCGGAGGAGGAGAAGCCGCCGAGGCGGGGACAGCCUUGGACCCGAGUAA
Molecule: messenger RNA, 1733 nt
Organism: Eptesicus fuscus (big brown bat)
Lineage: Eukaryota; Metazoa; Chordata; Mammalia; Chiroptera; Vespertilionidae
Gene: ZFP57
Product: ZFP57 zinc finger protein
Exons: 5
Coding region: 354-1733 (459 amino acids)
Biological process (GO): negative regulation of transcription by RNA polymerase II
Molecular function (GO): DNA-binding transcription repressor activity, RNA polymerase II-specific
Source: RefSeq, a predicted model, not a curated record